Lethenteron reissneri (Far Eastern brook lamprey) is the source of this 3231-nucleotide messenger RNA. It is a transcript of the gene SLC7A9, whose product is annotated as solute carrier family 7 member 9. Gene Ontology annotation, molecular function: L-amino acid transmembrane transporter activity. The record is from RefSeq and is a predicted model, not a curated record. Lineage: Eukaryota; Metazoa; Chordata; Hyperoartia; Petromyzontiformes; Petromyzontidae. Gene Ontology annotation, biological process: amino acid transmembrane transport. Gene Ontology annotation, cellular component: membrane.
GAGUAGGGCGGUGGUUGUCAGCAAGGUGAUCACCGUUCGGGCUGCCAGACUUUAGACUCGUGCAAAGAACAGAAAAACACAAGUCUCUCUCUCAGCGAGGGCGGUGCCACGAUCAGGACAAAGUAUCCGCCGCGCCUGUCCUGCUGCAGAUCCCUCGCGACGCGGCCCGAGUCCAGCCUGCCGGCUAACAGCGAAACCGCCGCCACCGCCACAACUGCUGCUGCUGCUGCCGCCACUUGAACCGGGAGCUGGUGGGUGGCGAUCGGCACCGAGAGAGAGAGAGGUGGGAGCCAGAGCCCGGGACACUCCGCAGGCGCCAUGAAGGACUCGCUGAAGCGGCGGCACGUGGCCGACUCGAACGGGGCGACCCCGGGGAGCGGCCCCUCCCGAGGCUCCAUCAGCUCGAAGAGCAGCAGCGGAGGGGGCAGCAACACCAUGCGACUCAAGCAAGAGGUGGGUCUGAUGAGCGGCAUCAGCCUCAUCGUGGGCACGAUGAUCGGCUCGGGGAUCUUCAUCUCGCCCAAGUCGGUGCUCGACAACGUCGGCGCCGUGGGGCCCAGCCUCAUCAUCUGGAUGGGGUGCGGAGUCCUCGCCACCCUCGGCGCGCUGGCGUACGCUGAGCUGGGCACGAUGAUCACCAAGUCGGGCGCCGAGUACCCGUACCUGCUGGAGGCGUUCGGGCCCAUCCCGGCGUUCCUCUACUCGUGGGCGUCCGUCAUCGUGCUCAAGCCGUCCUCCUUCGCCAUCAUCUGCCUCAGCUUCGCCGAGUACACGUCCGCGCCCUUCUACCCGGGCUGCGAGCCGCCAAUGCUCGUCAAGAAGUGCCUGGCCGCUGCUGCCAUCUUGCUCAUCUGCAUCAUCAACUCGGUGAGCGUGAAACUGGCCUCGUACGUCCAGAACUUCUUCACGGUCGCCAAGCUGCUGAUCGUGGUGGUCAUCAUCGUCACCGGCAUCGUGCUGCUCGCUCAGGGACACACGACGAACCUCCAGAACAGCUUUGAAGGACAUCAGUUGUCGUUCGGCUCAAUCGGGGUCGCCUUCUACAAUGGCCUGUGGGCCUACGACGGCUGGAACCAGCUGAACUUCGUGACCGAGGAGCUGAAGAAUCCCUUCCGAAACCUGCCUCUGUCCAUCAUCAUCGGCAUCCCGUUCGUCACCGUGUGCUACAUCCUCAUGAACAUCGCCUACCUCACCACCAUGACGGCCACCGAGCUGCUGCAGUCGCCCGCCGUCGCCGUCACGUUUGGGGACCGCACUCUGGGCGUCAUGACCUGGAUCGUGCCGCUGGCGGUCGCCUUCUCCACGUUCGGCGCUGCCAACGGAUCGUGCUUCACGGCCGGACGGCUGACCUACGUGGCGGCGCGCGAGGGUCACAUGCUCGAGGUUCUGUCGUUCAUCAACGUGCGGCGCCUCACCCCGUCGCCCGCCAUCUUCUUCAACGGCAUCCUGACGAUCAUUUACAUCAUCCCGGCGGACAUCAACACGCUCAUCAACUUCUUCAGCUUCGCCGUGUGGAUCUUCUACGGCCUCACCAUGCUGGCCUUCAUCGUGAUGCGCUUCACUCGCAAGGAGCUUCAUCGGCCCGUCAGGAUCCCUGUGGUGAUCCCGGCGCUGGUGAUGGUCGUGUCCGUGUACCUCGUGUUCGCACCCAUCAUCGACCUGCCCGAGUGGGAGUACCUCUACUGCGCCAUCUUCAUCCUGGGCGGUCUCAUCUUCUACCUGCCCUUCGUCCACUUCAAGCUGAAGAUCGGAUUCAUUUCAACGCUGACCAAGCACAUGCAGCUGCUGCUCGAGGUGUCCCCCCCGGAGCAGUCCCCCGAGUGAGCAGCGCGACACCGCAGCGGCCUCCGCUGCCUCCACGGCCGCCCCCCAACAUCGCCGCUUGGAGCAAGGCCCACCGGCCACCACGACCACCGCCCACCCACCACGACCACCGCCGCUCGCCACCACGACCACUCGCGUCGCCACCACGACCACUCGUGUCGCCACCACGACCACUCGCGUCGCCACCACGACCACUCGCGUCGCCACAUGUGCUGAUUUUCCCAGGAGCGUCCGUCUUCUUUUUGAGGCAGCUGCUGUCCCAGGAAAUCUGUAAAUCUUCCCGGGACGUUAAAGUACCGUUCUUCUUCAGUGACGUAACAACAGCAAUAUGAGUAAUACGCCACUGCGAGACGAUGCCUUUGCGCGUGGUUCUCCACUCUUCCGCUACUGUGGGAUAUUCUUCUUCUGCUGCCCAUGAUUAGUCCUCGUUUUGCUUGUACCUCAGAGGAGGUGACACGUGGGCCACGCCGACUCCACCAGCCGUGGCUUCACCUGGUUUACAUUUUGCGACGUCGCGCGGAAACAAUGGAAGUCAGCUUCCGGGUGUGCGUGCACCAUUUGAAAAAAAAAUGUAUCUACUUUGUUUGUUUGACCAGGAAAGGCCCACUAAGCUACGUAGCUCUUUUUCAGAAGCGACCUGGCUAUCACUAAUGAUAGCUCAACGAAAGUGGCUUAUCGCGUGGACAUUUAUAGCAGCCAGAUACUCUAAACGCGUGACGUUGAUUCUGAACGUGGAGGGAAAACCCGGAAGGCCCGGGGAAAAUCUACGCGUCCACGGGAAGAGAGACGCAGACUCCAAAUUUCCAUUGGGGUCGGGAUGGAACCCACAACCUCCUGUAUACCAGGCGAGGUAGUUAACAUCUCCUAGCCACCGUGGCGUCCCGGAAUAAAAUCACGCAAAUUGCCACGAUUCCAAGCUGUGCCUCGUUUAGCUUAAAGGUGACGGCUCAGUAAACAUACCACAACAUUGGCCCAACAAUGUUCCACGUUUAUGUGGGGGAGUGCCUGCUCCUCUCACGCACGAUGCCCCACAGAGCCUCACAUCGUCACGAAUGGUUUAACGAUUGCCGACGGUGGCAAUGAUGGCGAGUUAAAAUGACACAAUCCGUCAUUUUUCACGUGCAUCGUUCUCCAAAUGUAAUGUUAUUUUAUUUGUUUCCGCAGAGGGCAGCAUUUUAAAGUAAACAGUCGAGCUCAAAAUGCGUUGUGGAAUCUGUGGUGUUGCACAACGUUGGGCUAGCGAACGAGAUCCGGGUGAUAUUUAAAAGUUGAAUUUGUCCCCGGAAGCAAGAGAAAAUACUUUGUACGAUGUUGAUAAAAAAAAAAGUAUAUGUAUACAGUAACAUGUGUGAAUAAAGUACGCAAUACAAUAAAAACAGCCACUGGAUACACCUCAAUAUUUACAAA